Molecule: messenger RNA, 626 nt
Organism: Symbiodinium pilosum
Lineage: Eukaryota; Dinophyceae; Suessiales; Symbiodiniaceae
Source: the annotation of a GenBank genome assembly
AUGGAAGCACCUUUGUGCACAGUGACUGCUUUUGGUGGGUGGAGCCUGGACCAGUUGAAGGACGCAGUCGAAGCCAAUAGCAGCUGGUCGGUGCACAAGCAGCGGCUGUUCGACGGGACGCGAGAGCUGUGUGAAGUGCUACUCCAGGCGGAAGGGCGCAGUGACAAGCUGUCGGACCUGCUUGAUCAUCCAUGUGACGGUGACGUCAUCAACAUCACGGCAGUGAGCCGGAGCUCUGCGCAGAUGAAGUUUCUGGAGGAGCUGAGCGAAACGCUCGCCGAUGGCGACGUCUCUGACUUGGUCAGGGAGGCUCCAGCUGAGGUGCGAGGUGACAGAUAUUGCAUGCUGGCGGUUGUCGCCUGGAACUACAACUAUCCUGACCUGGAGUUUGCGACAGAAGAGCUUCGUGCAGACAAAGAGUUCAUCCUCCAGUGCGUGACUAUCUACGCCAGGUGCUUGUGGUGCAUCGGGCAGCACUUGGUCGGGGACAGGUCCUUCAUGGAGGAAGCGAUCCGCCGAUCGCCCCAUGCCCUCGACUAUGCCAGUGAUGACCUCAAAAAUGAUGAGGCUUUGGUGAGAUUAGCUAUCAGUAGUUCACCUUCUGCUCUCUCUGGUGCCGCAGAUCG